Messenger RNA from Vicia faba (fava bean), 732 nucleotides. NCBI's taxonomy places the organism in Eukaryota, Viridiplantae, Streptophyta, Magnoliopsida, Fabales, Fabaceae. The record is from the annotation of a GenBank genome assembly.
AUGGCUUCCUCCACAAACAAGGAUUCUGAAUCAAUAUCUGACAUUGAUAUGAAUCCAUGCUAUAUCUAUGAUGUGUUUUUGAGUUUCUGUGAUAAGGACGCUGCUAAAUCUUUUGCACACAAUCUUGAUACUGCUCUCACGGUGACUGGAUUUGUUGUUUUCAGGGAUGACGACAAGCUUAGAAAUCAAGAUGAGAUGAUAACACCCUCAGUUCUGCAUGCAAUUGAAAGAUCUAGAGUUUCUAUUGUUGUUUUCUCAGAAAAUUAUGCUGAUUCAACUUGGUGUAUGCAAGAGUUGGAGAAAAUAAUGGAGCGUUACCGAACUACAGAUCAUAUGGUUGUGCCUGUGUUCCACGAUGAUGAAGGUAUGCUUGAAGAAGCUUUUAAUGAUCUUGCAAAAAGAAUCUUGAAGAAAGUUGAAUCGAUGUGCCAAGAUUGUAGCAUUUCAGGAUUUGGUGUGGAUUCCAGGAAUGAAAGUGAAGAUAUCAAAAAAGUAGUAGAGCAUGUUACUAGUUUGCUAGACGGAACAGAUUUAUUCGUUGCUGACUAUCCAGUGGGGGUAGAUUCUCGUGUUCAAGAUGUUAUUCAACUAUUGAAUAGCCAAGAAUCAAAAGACCCUGUACUAAUUGGAAUAUGGGGCAUGGGAGGAAUCGGCAAAACAACUAUUGCUAGAGCUAUUUAUAAUAGAAUUCGUCAUGAUUUUAAGGCAAAUAGCUUCCUCCUAAAUGUCUAA